AUGUCUGAAGCUUACGAACGAGAAAGGCAAAACAACGCCCGCCUGGACGAACUAGCCUCCAAAGUCACCUCCCUGCGCGACGUCACAAUAAACAUCUACGACAACGCCCGCGACCAGCACAUUAUCGAUGACUCUAGCGAUCUAUUCGACAACUUCAGCUCCAGCCUAAAGCAGUCGACAGCGCGCAUCACGCGCAUGGCCUCCAGCGGGACAAAGUCGCAGACGCUGAAGAUGGCGGCGGUCGCCACGGGGACGAUAGUGAUGCUGUAUCUGGUCUGGGGCUGGUUCUUCUGA
Messenger RNA from Morchella importuna, 294 nucleotides. RefSeq lists its product as uncharacterized. The transcript is spliced from 3 exons. The record is from RefSeq and is a predicted model, not a curated record. NCBI's taxonomy places the organism in Eukaryota, Fungi, Ascomycota, Pezizomycetes, Pezizales, Morchellaceae. The coding region runs from base 1 to 294 and encodes 97 amino acids.